Messenger RNA from Seminavis robusta, 1074 nucleotides. NCBI's taxonomy places the organism in Eukaryota, Bacillariophyta, Bacillariophyceae, Naviculales, Naviculaceae. The record is from the annotation of a GenBank genome assembly.
AUGACUGAUGAGGACGUAGCUGAGGAAUUCGAAGACGUUUCUGUCGGAUACCCAUGGCACUUGUUCCGACCAAUGCUAUUCCCGUACGAAGUGACGGGGGACAGCAUCCUGUUGAAUGGAUCAGGCACCGGCAGUAGCGGGAAUGGCUCUGCUAGUAGCGUUGGUAGCGGCAGCCGAAAUGGAGGUGAUCAGGAAGCUUGCAGCGUCGAAGGAGAGGAGGCCAACACCAACCGAAAAACCAAUGCUCUCGCGGACAUUAGUCUUCGUGUUCCUACAUGUACCAACAUGGCGACUAGCGAAAACAGCACGAAGAUACUGCGCGACCCUGAAGUUGUGAGAUCCAGCACAGUCGCAACGAAACCGCCACAAAGCAAGCUUGCCAAAAUGGUCAAGAAGCAAAUGCACACUCAUAAAAAGCAAGCUCGAUACCAGCGUUGUGACGCCUGCGGUAUUGCCAAGACACACAGAAUGUUGCUAAACGGUAAGCUGCGCUUCCCACUCACCAACACCCACUCCUACUUUGGAACUUGCAUCUCUUGUCACCCUCUAGAGGUUCCUCGCCCUGUGUUACAAAAGUCAAAUCAAGCUAUUUAUGGCCAAACCUCACCGCCUACCCAUCAAGAACUCAUGCCCAUUGCUACCCGCCUGGGGGUACCAUUAGAUACCUUGCAAGAGUGGCACCAAACAGUCGACGGCACGAGCAAUAGGACGAAAAGGACGAAAACCAAGACCCCUGCACUUGCUCCAGAUGAGUUGGUGGCCAUUGCUACCAAAACUCCAACUCCUGCAAUGUUCAGGGACCAGAGUAGAACCGCGGUUAUGACCGAGGAUGUUUCCGUUGCCAAUAGAAACUCGGUAUUAUCCGAGCUCAUCUCCACCACCAGCGUCCAUGCUACAGCCGAGGCCCAUUCGGUCAGAAAUGACGCGCCUGUUUCUCGAAAAUCUAUCUAUUCCGAGGUGCUCUCAUCUACUUCUGCUGCCAGGAAUCUCCAUCAAACUGCGCCAGCUGGGCCCAAGGACAGGAAGUCUCGAUGGAUUCCUCGCUUCAUGCAUUCCAUGAAAAACAAGAAUUAG